GUAUAUACAAAUUCUAACGAGAGCAGGUUGAAUUUAUCUCUUCAGAAUACAUUUAUUACAAUUUUGUGAGGUUCAAGUAAAAAUGUUUGAUCUCUUUCUCUAGUAGGGAACAAAAACAAGCAAAACAAAGACCGAAUUGCAUUGAUUUGGAGGCCAUCAGCAAAGAGUUAAGCAAAAAUAAUAUAUCUAAUCAAGACCCAAAAAGGAUUUACAACCAUUUGGUGUUUUGAGCAAGCUUCACCCAUCUUGCUUCAUAUUGUUUGACUAAUCAAAAUUCCUAAUUGUUAUGCGGCAUCCUCCUGGGUAAAAGGAAGGCAUGCAUGUUGUCUGUAGGCGGAUCCAAAGACAUCAGCCAUUUUUGGUAUGAUAAAUUCAUGAGAGUACAUGGGAAAACUUACACAUCUGGAGGUCGUUCAAGCAGUUUUUACAGAGUAGAUUUACCUUAUUAUCAAGACAAGGUACAUUCUACAAAUGUUAGUAUUAGCAUUGGUUUAAAUAGACAAUGUGCUAAACUGACCUCCAUGCAGUCCAGUUGUCACACAGAGAAAACACUUGGUACAAUAAAACAUAAAUUAAAAAAGACUAUAAAACUAUUGGAGUCAAAUGUGAAGCAGGAGGGACAAGCUUUUAUUGCAACCGGUCUUCUCAGUUCCUGCAGACUUGAAUAAGUGAGGUGAUGCAACACAGUGGUAAACAUGUCUCUGUCCCAUCUUGUUGUGAAACAAGUUGCUGCCAUCAAACUUAAAAUGCAAAUGAGUCAUCUGUGUUUGAUUUCCUAAUAGGCCUACAGGAUUAUUGCAACAACUUUCAUUGAUUUUUAAUUUGAUUUGCAGACAAUCUCACUGAUUAUGAAAGUCAUGGGACCUGCACUAAAAGACUCUUGACAGAAAACAUUCAUUAGCAGUCCUAAUAUAUGUAAAUUGCUCGUUAAAAACUAGAGACGCUUUUUUAAAUUGUGAUUUAUUUUUCUAAUUGAUUCCAAAUAAAAGACAGUCCCAGUUCCACCUUAAGGGCUCCUCGGCGUGGGUGGGGGGUGGUGUUAUCUGCCUCUUUCUCCCUCCAGUGGCCAAACUUCUCCAACUUCUCCAGUCAAACCAGUCGUACUGUGUGCGCAUUCACCCAGUUGUCGUGACUGGUUCUGGUCAGAGCGUAUGGCUCGGUUCGGAAGUUUCUCUCUGGGACGGGUUUUAAUAACGUGAACCCGUGAGCACAGCACUCCCAGGACUUCGCUGCAGCCGAGAACUUUAUCCAUUAUGACAUCUGUGGAGAAGGAUGCAGAGACCUCACUGGACCCCCAGUUAAUCCAAAGCUGUGGGGACGUGUACAGAAACCCCACUGAAGUGCAGAUGAGUCAGAUCGUGCUGCCCUGUCAUGCCAAUCACUGCGGGGAGCUGAGUGUUGGACAGCUGCUGAAGUGGAUGGACUCCACAGCCUGUUUAUCCGCUGAGAGACACGCAGGUUGCUCCUGUGUCACCGCAUCAGUAGAUGACAUCCACUUUGAGCACACUAUAGGGGUCGGAAAGGUUGUCAGUAUUAUAGCUAAAGUGAACAGAGCCUUCACGUCGAGCAUGGAGGUGGGCAUUCUGGUAACCUGUGAAGACCUUUACACUGACCGGCACUGGAAGGUUUGCCACGCCUUCGCCACCUUUGUUGCCAGACGAACUGAAGCGGGGAAGGUACAGCUCAAGCAGGUGAUUCCACACACACAAAAGGAGCAGAUGGAGUACAGCUUGGCAGCAGAGCGGCGACGGAUGAGGCUCAUCCAUGCUGAGAUUAUCACAGACCUGCUGAACAGCAGCACAGCUCAGCUGGGAGAAUUUCAGGAGUUUGAGGACUCGGUGCUGGCUGAGCGGACUCGAGUAGAGAGCGUGGAGCUGGUUCUGCCGCCCCACACCAACCAUCAGGUCAGCACUUUUGGAGGCCAGAUCAUGGCCUGGAUGGAGAACGUGGCUACAAUCGCGGCAAGUCGACUGUGUAAUGCUCACCCAACCCUGAGGACCAUAGACAUGUUCCAUUUCCGUGGCCCGUCUCACAUCGGUGACCGACUGGUGCUGAAAGCCAUUGUUAACAAUGCCUUCAAACACAGCAUGGAGGUGGGAGUUUGUGCUGAAGCCUAUCAGGGCGGAGAACCUCUUCGUCAUAUAAAUAGCGCCUUCAUGACCUUUGAGGUGCUGGACGGUGACAGAAAACCCUGCACGUUACCACGGAUACGACCCGAGCCUGUUGAUGGAAAAAGACGUUAUCAAGAAGCCAUUGCCAGGAGGAAGAUUCGCCUCGAUAGAAAAUACAUAAUCUCCUGCAAGCAAACCGAAGCGCCGCUGUCUGUUCCCUGGGAUCCGAGUAACCAGAUGUAUCUGAGCUACAACAACGUAUCAGCUCUGAAACUAAUGGAUACCAGAACCAACUGGGUUCUAACAUCAGAGAAAAACAAGGUCAGACUGUACACACUGGAGGAGAACCACAUGCUGUGCAUCAAGGUGGAGAUGCACGUCAGCGUCCCAGCAGAGCAGGCCUUCUACCUCCUGUCAGACCUGAGGAGGAGAAAAGAGUGGGACCGACAUUAUGAGGAGUGUGAGGUGAUCAACCAGGCAGAUGAGGAUGACACCCUUUAUCGUAUAGUUACCCCCUCUGUCAGCAAAGGGGGCAAAGGGAAAGAUUUUAUCUUGUUGGCAUCCAGAAGAAAGCCAUGUGACUCCAGGGACCCGUAUCUGAUCGCUCUGCGCUCUGUCACUUUGCCCACUCACCCUCCCACGGAAGACUACACCAGGGGAGAGGUUCUCUGCGCAGGCUUCACUAUCUGUGAGGAGUUCUCUGCUGUCACCAAGCUCACCUACUACAACCAGGCCACACCAGGCGUCCUGCCCUACAUCUCCACAGACAUUGCUGGCCUUUCCUCCAGCUUCUACAGCAUAUUUUCUGCCUGCAGCAAGUUCCUGGAGGCUAACACAGACGGCGUCUGUGCUCAGCCGCCCUCUUCGUUUUAGCACAAGAAGUCCCAUUAAGAGAAUUGAGGAGCAUCAUCAUCUCACUGUUUCAAUUCUGCUAUGGAGGUGCUGGGUUCUGUGAUGAAAGCAGCUGGGCCUCAUGGAGAUGAAAGCAGUUGUGGACUUGUUAUUUCUGCAUAUUUAACAGAAGGAAUUAGUUCUGAAAAUGAACAAAGGAUUUUAUGCCAGGUUUUAUUGUAGCCAGAAUGUUAUGAAAACUUGUUUUUUGUUUAGAUUUAUUGAUAAAGAGCACAUGGUUGUAAAUAUGUAGCACAGAUUCAGGACUGACGGCCAUGUUUGUUAAUGUCAUGCCAGUUUAACUGAUUUUAAAAUGUUUUAAACUAAAAUAUCUGAGUCAUCUUAAUGCAUUUUAACUUAUUUAAAUAAAUUAAUUGGUUUAUCUGCACAUUUAGUGUUGGAUGAACACGUGUAUUGUAAAGAAAGUGUAUAGUUUUGCAGAAAUGCACUCAAAUUGAUUUUACAGUGUUAGAUGUGGCAGAUGAAUGAUUUAACCUGCAGAAUAAACAGUCAUCAUGCUGAG
Messenger RNA from Nothobranchius furzeri (turquoise killifish), 3525 nucleotides. It is a transcript of the gene acot11b, whose product is annotated as acyl-CoA thioesterase 11b. The record is from RefSeq and is a predicted model, not a curated record. Gene Ontology annotation, cellular component: extracellular exosome; cytosol. Gene Ontology annotation, biological process: acyl-CoA metabolic process. Lineage: Eukaryota; Metazoa; Chordata; Actinopteri; Cyprinodontiformes; Nothobranchiidae. Gene Ontology annotation, molecular function: fatty acyl-CoA hydrolase activity; lipid binding.